ACUCGCGCACGCGCAGCCGCCUCCAAUUUGCGAACAACAGAUAAUCGUCGUCUGGUCGCUUGUGUAAAAAUGCCUACAAUACCUGCUGAUCGGACAGUGUCGUUAUACACGCAUUCUAAACAUACAUGUAUUGCAGUGUGCAGCGGGCAGUGUGUAUAUUAUAUGCGUGAUCAGAUGACACGAUGAUGACAAACACUUCAAAAACCCGACAAAAGUCCAUGAAACGACGAUGAAAAGAGGCACUUGGGCCUUUUAAAUGCCUAGCCUUUUGUGACGUUAAGAAUAAACGUGAGUUAUUUUCAGUCAUGGGUAACAAUGCGAACGACAACGAUUUCAAGUGGUAUCACGGCAAUAUGUCACGCCGUUUUGCCAAGGAUCUACUACUGCGAGAUCCGGACGUCGAGAAUGGUCUGUUUUUGGUGAGAACAAGCGGCACUUCCCCGGGUGAUUAUGUGCUUUCGGUCGUAUUCAAUGGCGAUGUUGUUCAUUAUCAAAUCCGGAAGCACGGAGAAGAUGCAUUUUUCUCCAUUGACGAUGAGACCACUAUACAUGGUUUGGAGACCCUUAUAGAGUAUUACCAAGAGGAUGCCAGAGGGCUGGUUACAAAAUUGACAAAACCAAUAAAAGGUCAAGCUCCCCCUCAUGAAACAAGGCGGCAUGGCAAUACUAAUCUGCUGCACAGAGCCACGUUACAAAAUAAUUAUUGCAUUGUCUCAGAGCUUGUGAAAUGUGGAGAUCGAAAUUUAGAUGCUAAAAAUCAAGUGGGACAAACAGCUGUUCAUUUAGCUGCAAUAGAUGGUUUGAAAGAAAUUUUGGAGAAACUCAUCGAGAGCAAUGCUAGUGUUAACUGCAGAGAUACAGCUGGAUACACCCCUUUACAUUAUGCUUGUCAAGGAAAUUUUCCUGAAAUUGUAGAAAUAUUAAUUGCUGGUGGUGCCAAUAUCCAAGCGCGUCAUACAAAAACAGGAAUGGUUCCACUUCAUGAGGCUGCAGACAAAGGUUACCUAGAAAUAGUGGAGAUUUUACUCAAACACAAUGCACCUGUUAAUCCAAGAACAGUUGCUGAUGAGGUACCUGCAGAUCUUGCAAAAAAAAAUGGCCAUACUGAGUGUGAACAAUUUCUAUGUAACUAUGACAGACCAACGAAUGAAAAAAAAUCCAGUUGGUACCAUGGAACAUUAGAUAGAAUGGAAGCUAUUCAUUUACUAAAUGAAAGUGGAGGUAAAGAUGGGUCAUUUUUAGUUCGUCGUAGUGAUAGGCACGACGGCAUUUACGUUUUAACAAUUUUAUACGGUGGACAAACGUUUAACUUUCAGAUUCAGAAGAUGAAACUGCAGGGUCACUUUUUAUUCAUUGACAAUGGGCCAUAUCUUCCUUCUUUAGAACAUGUUAUUGAUCAUUAUCGACGAAUGCCAGAUGGUCUUCCUGGUCCAUUAAUACAUGCUGUGGCACCAAUUCCAAAACCACCUGUUCCUGAAAUGCCUCCAUCUAUAUUCAAUGGGGAUACUUUAAGGAAAAAAAAAGAAUCAUUAUCAAAAUCUGUGCUUGAAGCAGCUUUUCCAGCUCCAACUAGCUCUUGCAAUAUAGAUGAUGAAAUUGACAUUAAAAUAGAAGAUAAUCAAGAUCUUCAUUGUGCUGUUCCUGCAAUUAUUGAAAGUGAUAAUGAGACACCAAUGCCAGAGAGUGAAGGUAUUAUUCUAAAAAAAUCGGAUAGUACAGCUUUCACACCUGGAGAGAAUUUGAUCCUUGGUGAAGUAUUGGGCGAAGGAGAAUUUGGUGCUGUUCACGAGGGUCUCUACAUAACACCCAGCGGUACUCAACAACCUGUUGCCAUAAAAAUGUUAAGAGAUAAGACUAGUCCAUCUACUCGAGAAGAGUUUUUGAGAGAAGCGCGUCUAAUGAUGUCAUUUGAUCAUCAUUGUAUCGUUAAAAUGAUCGGAUUUUCAGAAGGACCGCCAUUACUUAUGGUGCAAGAACUGGUGCCAUUAGGAUCGAUGUUGGCGUAUCUUUUAGAAUUCCCAGAUAGAGUUAGUCCUAACUAUGAGCUCAAAAUUUGGGCAACACACAUAGCCUGCGGUAUGAAGUAUUUGGAAGAUAUAAGACUUGUACAUCGAGAUUUAGCAGCCCGAAACAUUUUGCUAGCGUCUAGAACUCAAGCCAAAAUAAGCGAUUUUGGCCUCUCUAGAACAUUUGGUAACAACGAUUAUUACAAAGCAACGGCUGGUGGAAAAUGGCCUAUAAAAUGGUACGCUCCUGAAUCGUUUAAUUAUGGAGCUUUUUCAACUGCCAGUGACGUUUGGAGCUAUGGCGUGACGCUUUGGGAAAUGUUUUCUUAUGGAGAGCAGCCAUACGGAGACAUGAAGGGAACCGAAGUUAUUGAACUUAUUGAACGAGGUGAACGACUACCUCAGACAGAAAAGUGUCCUGAUUACGUUUAUCAUGUAAUGCUGAGAUGUUGGAAUCUACGGAUUUCGGAACGACCGACAUUCAAAGAAUUGAUGGAUAUUUUCAGCAAUGAUCCAGAAUACGCCAAUUUGGGUGAUCUUGCUAUGCUGGAAAAUCUGAGCUGAUGUGCGAGAUAAAUGUAUGCUAUUGCCAUUGGAUUUGUUUAUAAAGCAGGAUAAUUUUAUCUUGUCAUACCGUUAUUAUGUUUACUUUGAGAUUUUAAUCAUACACGUUAUAUGUAUACAAUAAUUCUUUUGAAUUAGUUGAUGUAUGUUUAUACAUUUAUGUAUGCGUCUAUUUUUUACUGUACUUUUAAAAGCAACGGUUUUUUGGUAGGCUACGCUUGCCUGCUUUUUCUAUUGUUAUAAAUGAAUUUUUAGCGCUUCGAAAGUCCAUAAAUGUAAAAUAAACUUGGAUUUUUUAUAAUUAUAAAAAUUUUGUAACAUUUGAUCUGCAAUGUUUCAUAUUCUGUUAUAGAGAGAAUAGGUUUGUUAAAUAAUUGAAGAAAAUAUGUGGAAAAAGCAUUGAAAGUAUUUUUUAUCUCUUCAGAAUCAUUAAAUUGUACAAUUCCAACGAUGUAGACGAAAACGCUCGUUCAAUUGCAAUCACACUCUAAAAAUGUCUUGAAUUAACAAUUAACAAUGUGAUGUCCGCUAUACUCACCAUUCUCUAUUACAAAGUACUAAAUGUAAAUAUCAACAAUAAUUAUGAACACUCAUAAGAUUUAUAAAUUAUAUUUCAUUUAUUUUUUAAAUGUAUAAUAAUUAUCAAUAAAUAUAGUUAAAAUAGUCUAAAUGAAUUUAAUCUUAACGAACUUAGACUAGAUCUUUGAAACCAUUUUUUUCUAUGUUAUCUUCUGUAAGAAAUUCAUAUAAUGGAAUGCACAUUUACUUUCAUUAUAUUUCUCUUACUAUUCACCUAAAAAUUGUCUAUACAUUCUAUACAUGUUUAUGACCAUUGAUUAGAAAAUGAUACAAUUUUUUAUAAAAUAUACAAAGAACGUAAAAAAAGAACUAAGAUAUUUUAUAGGAGCAGUAUAUUUUUCAAUAAUGAUCUCCUAAACGGUAACAUACUCAUCAAUUUUAUUCUUUCAUUAACGUGUAUUAUUGUUACUAUCGACGAUGAAGAUAAAGUCUUAUUCAAAUUUA
Messenger RNA from Trichogramma pretiosum, 3593 nucleotides. RefSeq names its product tyrosine-protein kinase shark (gene Shark). The transcript is spliced from 14 exons. The record is from RefSeq and is a predicted model, not a curated record. Gene Ontology annotation, molecular function: signaling receptor binding; ATP binding; non-membrane spanning protein tyrosine kinase activity. Gene Ontology annotation, biological process: cell surface receptor protein tyrosine kinase signaling pathway; innate immune response; cell differentiation. Lineage: Eukaryota; Metazoa; Arthropoda; Insecta; Hymenoptera; Trichogrammatidae. Gene Ontology annotation, cellular component: extrinsic component of cytoplasmic side of plasma membrane. Bases 306 to 2570 code for a protein of 754 amino acids.